AUGAAUAAAGUUUGUUGGCCUUACUUUGAUCCUGAGUUUGAUACUCUCCCAGAAAGAAUAUAUGGCCCUCCUUGCCGAGUCUGCAUUGACAAUGAAAGCACGGAAGAAUGCACCGUAGUGAAGGUAGAUAGCGUUGACGAGCAGGGUCUACUUCUAGAAGUGGUGCAAGUUUUAACAGACAUGAACCUUCAAAUCUGCAAAAGCUACAUUUCAUCUGAUGCUGGCUGGUUCAUGGAUGUGUUUCAUGUUAGAGAUGAAUAUGGCAACAAACUAACCGACCAGAAAGUCAUCAACAACAUACAGCAGGCCAUAGGAAGAUCAAGAGGGUCACCAUCGCCACCAAACAACAAUAAUAAUAAUAAUUGGUUCAUGAACAAGACCUAUUCCAAGAAGGUUUUUCCAUUGGUUCACCCAAAUGAGCAACACACAGCCAUUGAGAUGACCGGAGCAGACCGUCCCGGCUUGUUUUCCGAGAUCUCCGCCGCCUUAGCCGACCUCCAUUGCAACAUUGUUGAAGCUCAUGCAUGGAGCCAUAACGCCAGGUUAGCAUGUGUUGCUUAUAUUUCAGACCAAUCCACGGACACCGCCAUUGAUGACCCGUGCAGACUCGCCUCUAUUGAGGACCACCUCACCACCGUGCUCCGCGCCACCACCAACCCCAAUAGUGGCGGCACCAAUCACCCUGAUGUCAAGACUUGCGAGUUUCUUGGAGGUGAAGGCACCAUGACCACCAUGGAACGCCGGUUGCACCAGCUUAUGCUUUCGGUAAGGGAUUUUGAGUCUCCUUCGAAAGAGAUGGGAAGGAAAAGGAUGGUGACAAUUGAAAGUUGUGACCAAAAGGGUUACUCAAUUGUGAGCAUUGAGUGCAAGGACCGUCCUAGGCUCAUGUUUGAUACUGUAUGCACCUUAACAGAUAUGCAGUACGUGAUUUUCCAUGCUUCCAUCAGUUCCCAUGCAGGUUAUGCAUUUCAGGAGUAUUUUAUUCGGCAUAUAGACGGAUAUGCUUUGAAUACAGCAGGCGAGAAGGAACGAGUAAUAAAAUGCUUAGAGGCAGCUAUAGAACGCCGGGUUUGUGAGGGUGUUAGGCUAGAGUUGUGUGCAGACAACAGAGUUGGGUUGCUCUCUGACAUAACUCGAGUACUCCGAGAAAAUGGUCUUGCCGUUGUGCGAGCAGAUGUUGAAACCCAUGGAGAGAAAUCCGUUAAUGCUUUUUAUGUCAGGGACAUAUCAGGGAACGAGGUUGAUGUUGAGUACUUCAGUAAGUCAGUGAAGAGAGAAAUGGGUCCAAUUGUGACCCUCCAUGUUAAGAAUGAUACUAGCAGAAGAAAAAUAACCUCGCCUGAAAGGUCCCGUCUCUCAUUCGGAGACAAGCUAAGGUCUCGGAUUGAACGUCUUUCUCAUGGCUUCAUGCUAUAA
Molecule: messenger RNA, 1416 nt
Organism: Gastrolobium bilobum
Lineage: Eukaryota; Viridiplantae; Streptophyta; Magnoliopsida; Fabales; Fabaceae
Product: ACT domain-containing protein ACR2
Exons: 7
Coding region: 1-1416 (471 amino acids)
Source: RefSeq, a predicted model, not a curated record